AUGGCAAUGGCAAAACUCAAGCAUUUUUCCCACUCAUGCCCUUUACCCUCACCAGAGAUCGUAGCUGAAGGCAUCUGCAACAUUUGCUUCAAAGAAGAAUCUGUAGAAUUCGCCUGCAAGCCUUGCAAUUUCGAUCUAUGCAAAUCUUGCUCCAAUCUGCCUCAAAAGGUGUCACACGGUUUCCACUCAGAACAUCCUCUAGAGUUUUGUUUGUUCCAAUAUGAUCGAAAACCUGGAUCCAUAAUCUGCUCUGGAUGUGGUAACAUGUCUUCUUGCUCAUUCUACCAGUGUAAGAAAUGUGAGAUCUAUCUUGAUCUUGGUUGUGCCCUCCUGAAGAACAUAUCCACGGCUUGGGACGCAAGAGAACUGCUCCAUUACAGCCAUGAGCACUUGCUUAGAAGGUGUAGACCGGGACAAGAUGCUAGAGGUUCUUGUCUUCUCUGUGAGCUUCCUCUCUCUCCCUCCUCAAUAUGUUACGGUUGUGUUUACUGUUACGCAUUUCUUCACGAGCAUUGCCUCGAUCUCCCGACAGAGAUUCGACAUCCGGUGCAUCCUGAACACCCUCUCAAACGUCUUGAUUACAUACAAACUUUCGCCGGUCGGAGAUCUUGUGAUGCGUGUAAAGGAAGAUUUGCUGGUGUCCCAUUUGGUUGCUUAGAAUGUGGUCUUUACCUUCAUGUUAGGUGUGCUGAUUCAUUGUUGAGAGGUUUGAAGCACGAGUCUCAUGAGCACAGAUUGUUUUAUGUAGCUUCAAAUGCUAAAAAAGCUUUUGGAAAAGACAAUUCUUGUCAAAUUUGCAUGGGAAAUGCUUGUAGCUCUUUAGAUUCUUAUUUUCACUGCAUUGAAUGUGAUUUAAAGUUUCAUUUCGAGUGUCUUGGGAUACCUAAGUCCAUGUUCAAGAGAUCUUGUCACAUUCAUCCACUCGUUUGUAAGAGAUUCUCAGAAGAGGAUGAUUCUUUGGAAUAUUGUGGCGUUUGCGAGACAAUGGUACAAGAAGGACAUCAUGUUUAUUCUUGCCAAGAAUGUGAUUUUCUUGGUCACAUUGAAUGCUUUCUACGUGAGGAAGUGCCUUCACCAUUGUUCUUGAAAGAUCUGUAUGCCUGUGGUGAAGACAUCACAAGAGCUACAAGUGGAGAAGAGUAUGAAACCAACGAAUUAGAGAACAAACUUGUGGUUAAUGAUAUCAACCAUAAUCAUGUGAUGAAUGCGGUCGACAUGUGUGAGCUUAGUUGCAAAGAAGAGUGUGCCAUAUGCAAAAAGGAGAUACUUGGUAAUCCAUGGAAAUGCGAGUCAUGUGUGAGCUUUGUGGCACACCAUUUCUGUGCAGAGUUGGGGAAACCAUCAAGACAUCGGUUUCAUUGGAACCACCUUUUGACACUCUUGCCAAAACCACUUGCGAGUGAUGUGAUGAUGAGCUGUAACAGCUGCAGAGAGGAGAUAAAAGGGUUCAAUCUGUUUUGUCGAAUAUGCAAUUUUACAAUCCACGUCAGUUGCGCCAUGAAAGGUAAACAUUUUCUUGGGAUUUUAGGGCCUAAAGUCGUUGGAAUAUGGAGAGGACGUUGCUUGAGUGGCAAGCACAGGAUGGUCCAAGUUAGGUUCUCCAAGUCAUAUCCAAAUGUUUGUGUUAUUUGUAAUGAGAAGGUGUUUGGGUUAGCUGUGUCAUGUAUAGAGUGUGAAAAGAUUUAUCAUCCUCGGUGCAUUGACCGGCAUCGAUCCAAAGAUCUGAUCAAAGACGAUGAGUCUUCUUAA
Molecule: messenger RNA, 1749 nt
Organism: Microthlaspi erraticum
Lineage: Eukaryota; Viridiplantae; Streptophyta; Magnoliopsida; Brassicales; Brassicaceae
Source: the annotation of a GenBank genome assembly